This is a messenger RNA of Hippocampus zosterae (dwarf seahorse), 3240 nucleotides long. RefSeq names its product Rho family GTPase 3a (gene rnd3a). Bases 155 to 886 code for a protein of 243 amino acids. Lineage: Eukaryota; Metazoa; Chordata; Actinopteri; Syngnathiformes; Syngnathidae. Gene Ontology annotation, biological process: small GTPase-mediated signal transduction. Gene Ontology annotation, molecular function: GTP binding; GTPase activity. The record is from RefSeq and is a predicted model, not a curated record. The transcript has 6 exons.
AAGAGGGAGCCGGGUACGUUCCCACCGGCUUCGAGCAGGCGCAGACAACGCCGGGAGUUCGUCAAGUGAGGCGGUGUCAAGCAUCCGCACGCACCAAAAACGUGGACUGUCUUUUGUUUGUUUUCAAAUCAUCGUCACUCCCCGGCGGGAAUCAAUGAAGGAAAGACGUCCGUCUCAGAAACUCUCCGUGAAAUCCGCCAUGGAUCCUAGUCCGAGUGUGAAGUGCAAGAUCGUGGUGGUGGGAGACAGCCAGUGCGGGAAGACCGCGCUGCUUCACGUGUUCGCCAAGGACUGUUUCCCAGAGAGUUAUGUCCCCACUGUGUUUGAGAACUACACGGCCAGUUUUGAAAUCGACACGCAGAGGAUUGAACUCAGCCUGUGGGACACCUCAGGUUCUCCAUACUAUGACAAUGUGAGGCCUCUCUCGUAUCCAGACUCAGACGCGGUGCUCCUGUGCUUUGACAUCAGUCGCCCCGAAACCCUCGACAGCGUUCUGAAGAAGUGGAAGGGGGAGAUCCUGGAGUUUUGUCCCAACACUAAGAUGCUGUUGGUUGGCUGUAAGUCAGACCUACGCACUGACCUGAACACACUCGUCGAGCUCUCGAACCACCGGCAGACCCCCGUGUCAUAUGACCAGGGCUCCAGCAUGGCCAAGCAGAUCUCCGCGCCCUACAUCGAGUGCUCGGCUCAGCAAUCAGAGAACAGUGUGCGGGACAUUUUCCACAUGGCCACCCUGGCCUGCGUCAACAAAAAUGGCAAAAAUGUCAAGCGCAGCAAGACCGCCCGCGCCACUAAGAGGAUUUCACACAUGCCUGGCAGACCCGACCUAGCAGCUGUAGCCUCAGACCUGCGCAAGGACAAGGCCAGAAGUUGCUCUGUCAUGUGACUGUCAAACUGAGGGGGAAUAGACUGACAGGAUGGGGGACUGAGCAUGGAGCAAGCAGGAAGCUACGGGGAACGCCUCUUUCCUGCGGGAGAAAGACCCAUUUUGUGCCUGGAAAGGAGCAUUAUAAGAUUCAAUUCAUGUACAAGUUCCCGCAACACGCUGCACCAAUGACAAGUCAAAGUCGCGUCCGGCUCUGCACGGCCCCCUCCCGGAGUGUCGAGGAAGUUAUCUGUCAGCGUGCUACCUGCUCGGGAAGUGGGUUACUUCCUGCUUCCUGCAGGAGAACAAAGCGGAUGCAGGCCACGCCCACAGGAGCUAAAUUAGAAAAGUGAUGUCAUUGGAACACUCAGAAGAAGGUGUGAUGUCGUGAUGAGGCUACUCUUGGGUGGGGUCGCAACUAAAAGUGGGCUUCAGAGCAACCCGCUGUCUGUCAAUUCGCAGCAGCCCGGCACAAUGAAGAUACUGUUCGUCCCAUCUGCGAUAUGUUGUCUGAUGUGAAGUCAUCGGUGUAGAACAGCGUCACUUUCCCAUGAUGGGGUUGUUCUGGAAAUUUCAUGUCGCCACUAGGGUUGGGUGGUUGAAGGAAUGUUUGGUAAAAUGAAGAGUCGAUUAGUGAGCAAUUUCAAAUUUAUUUAAUAUUCGUUUUAAAUGGCCACGGUGGAAAAUGCUCAAGGAGGCGUGUUUUCCAAAUCGUUUGUAAUUGUAAAUCAUAUAAUGUUCCAACAAUUUUUAUUACUCAAUUCAACAUGACCCCAGGGGGGUCAAACUAAUUCUCAUAGUUAUGAAGUCGUCCAGUAUGACUGUGAACCCAUAUUAAUGUAUGACUGACUUGUAUUAUCACACAGGCACAACACAUUGAUUGAUAACUAGUUUUGAAAUCAGAAAUCAGAAGCCAGUGAAUUAUUUUUGAUUAAGAUUUUUUUUCCCAAUUAUUUUUCCAAUGUAUUUUUCAAAGAGGGAUGGGUAGCAAAAAAUAUAUUGCUGACAAUAUCUCAUAUUUCAGUACUGUCAAAAUUCAAGACGAUUUGAACAAAACAUGAAGUCGUCGCGCAUGAUUUGCCAUCGUGGGCCACAUAGAAUGAUGUUGCAGGGUUGGAUCCAGCCCCUGUCUGACACCUCUGUAUUGCCCAAAAAACAUUUAACAAAGUAGAGCCACUCACUGAGACUAUGAAGUACAUUUCCUCACUUUUAAGUACUUUUAAGUACCUCAGUCUCGGGAUAUAGGAGCAACUGAGUGGCAACUGCAAUCUCCCAAUGUGCCAAAGAUGAGGGGAUAGUGCAGCCUACAGGGUCCAUUCAUCUUUCCAUUCCCCGUGCACCAGUCUUUUCUGUAAGCAGAUAUUUAUCACAACAUUCGUUAUGUGUUAGUCCUGCACCAAACUUUUUUGUUUUUUUAUGUGUUGUUGGCUGCCUAUUUGACAGCCGACUAGUUGGAUUUCAAAGCUGCCAAAUUGGGAAAUGCAUAAAUUAAGUUUGCCUCCAUAACAAAAACAAAUAUAUAAAAAUAAAGCCUUGUGUAAAGCUACAGUAAAAUAUGCAAUGAUUCUUUUAAAAGAGAGGGUGGUAUAUAUAUUCAUGGUGUGUGUGGACUGUUGUCAGUCCUCGCCAAGCCAACCUUGUAAAAGACAAAUACCAUUUAGCCUAUAAGUCCCAAUCAAGAAGGUGUUCUUGUUGUUGUUCUUGUUUUUUACUAUACUAACAAUUAACAUUGGCAAUGUUGUUUGUGGUCAGUAGAAAUGCAUUAACUGGCUCUUUGACGACAGUUGACCAAAGAGGCAUCUUUUCUGGAAGGCCUGUGUCUCAUGGUUGCUAGCUUAGCCAAUUGAUUUCACUUUUCCAUGUGAUAUUAGCCACUGGUGUAUAUUAAGAUGAUCUUACUAUAAAGUCAUCAAGAGUUGACUUCCCACCUCCAGAAGAGAGCAGCUAGUGCUAAUGUUGCCUUAAUGUACAGCGCUGUUAGCAUCUUAGUUUGGUUAUUGGUCAAGGUAACACAACUAAGAUUUGUUCUUGCAUCUUAGUUUUUAUUUGCGCCAAAAGACACCCUGCGGUACAUGUUUUAAUCUGUGUCAUCAGGGUCUACGUUAAAACAUGUCAACGGGUUGACGCCCAGUUUUGAAGCCAUGCAAUUUAACUGGGGAAAAAAACACAGGUAAUAACGUACUCGUGACUUAAGUUUUCAAAUGUCUCAAGUUAAUGUCAGUGCUGUGAGCUAAAUUUUUGGUUUCAUGUUGUGUCCUGCCUGCGUGCUUUUUCAUGUUUUCUCAAAUGCUGACAUCACCUUGCCGAUGUUGUUGCCACAAUAUUUAUUGAAUUGUAUAUUUUCCUUUUAAAAUAAAAUUAAAUUGAAGAUGGAA